UCAGGUACCGCCUAUGUGGUAAACUGACGGUUAUUUAUUUUGCUGCUUAUUUUCGUCUAACCAUUUGGAUAAAUAGCGAUGUUUUUGACUAUGUUACCGUUUCCCUACGAAUAAUGAAGGACUAACAUAUUGGAUAAGCCGGGGAUACUAUUUGGUGGACAUUGUAAGUUUGCACAGUCUUUUGGAAGAAUGGAUACUCUUAUUCCCACCAUCAACCGGCUGCAGGAGGUGUUUCUCACCGUGGGGGCGGAUGUCAUACAGCUGCCUCAGAUUGUCGUGGUUGGAAGUCAGAGCAGUGGAAAGAGCUCUGUUUUGGAGAGCCUGGUUGGACGGGAUUUCCUGCCUCGGGGAUCAGGAAUAGUCACAAGACGACCCCUCGUGUUGCAGCUUGUUAAUGUGGCGCCUCUGCAGGAGAGACUGAAGACAGAGAAUGGAAAUGGGAUAAAACAAAAUGCCCAAAUCAGCUAUCCAGGUGUCAAAGCUGAAGAAUGGGGUACUUUCCUGCACUGCAAGGGCCAGACCUUUACAGAUUUUCAGGAAAUUCGUCAGGAAAUUGUCACUGAGACCGAACGCACUUCAGGGGAGAACAAGGGAAUCAGCCCUGAGCCCAUAUACCUGAAGAUAUUCUCCCCCAAAGUCCUCAAUCUCACCCUGGUUGAUUUACCUGGAAUAACUAAGGUUCCUGUUGGAGAACAGCCAGAGGAUAUUGAGGCACAAGUACAAGAGAUGAUCAUGUCCUUCAUCUCCAAUCCAAACUGCCUCAUCCUCGCAGUGUCCCCCGCCAACUCUGACUUGGCCACCUCUGACGCUCUGAAAUUGGCGCGUGAGGUUGAUCCAGAUGGUCGCCGAACGCUGCUGGUGGUCAGUAAGCUGGACUUAAUGGAUGCAGGGACGGACGCUCUGGAGGUCCUUCUUGGUCGAGUCAUUCCAGUCAGACUCGGGAUUAUCGGGGUGGUUAACAGGAGCCAGCAUGACAUCAACACCCAUAAGAGCCUGGAGGACUGUCUGAGGGACGAGCAGGCCUUCCUGCAGCGCCACUACCCCUCCAUCGCCUCCCGGGCCAGCUCGCGCUACCUGGCCAAGACCCUCAGCAGGCUGCUCAUGCACCACAUCCGAGACUGCCUGCCAGACCUGAAAACCAGAGUGACCGUGCUCAGCUCCCAGUACCAGGCCCGGCUCAACAGCUACGGCCAGCCAGUAGAAGACCAGAGCGCCACUCUGCUUCAGAUCGUCACCAAAUUCGCCAGCGAUUACUGCCACACCAUCGAGGGGACGGCCCGAUACAUCCAGACCUCAGAGCUCUGCGGGGGUGCUCGGAUCUGUUACAUAUUCCAUGAGACCUUUGGGCGCACUUUACAGUCCAUCGACCCCCUGGGAGGACUGUCUGAGCUUGAUAUCCUCACUGCCAUCCGCAACGCUACGGGUCCGCGGCCAGCUCUCUUUGUGCCCGAGGUGUCUUUUGAGUUAUUGGCGAAGCGGCAAAUUAAGCGUCUGGAGGAGCCCAGUAUGCGUUGUGUGGAGCUGGUUCAUGAAGAGCUGCAGAGGAUCAUCCAGCACUGCUCCUCCUAUAGCACACAGGAGCUUCUGCGAUUCCCCAAACUGCACGAUUCCAUUGUGGAAGUAGUGACUGGAUUACUGAGGAAGCGCCUGCCGAUUACUAAUGAAAUGGUACACAAUUUAGUAUCCAUAGAGCUCGCCUACAUCAACACAAAACAUCCCGACUUCACGGACGCAGCGCAGGUCUCUGCAUCUGUCAACAGUCAACAGGCGGAGGCCAUUGAUGGAGGGAAGCGCUGGAAGAACGAGAAGGUGGCGGAAGAGAAAAUCCCCGCUGCUGGUUUUGGCAGCUCCAUGAAAGGCCAGGCCAUUAACCUCCUCGACACGGCGGUGCCCGCAUCCCGCAAGCUGAGCUCGAAGGAACAGAGGGACUGCGAGGUUAUCUCUCGCCUCAUCCAUUCCUACUUCCUCAUCGUACGCAAAAGCAUCCAGGACAGUGUGCCCAAGACAGUGAUGCACUUCCUGGUGAACUUUGUGAAAGAGCAUCUGCAGAGUGAGCUGGUGGGUCAGCUCUACAAACAGCCGCUGCUGCAGGACCUGCUCAUUGAGUCUCAGGACACGGCCCAGCAGCGGACCGAGGUCGCUCAGAUGCUCGAGGCCCUCAAAAAAGCCAAUAACAUCAUCUGUGAGAUCCGGGAGACCCAUCUGUUUUAACGAGAGGAAACGAACACUUCCCUUGUCACAGGACAGCUUUGAGAGUAUGAGAGUGUAUGUGAGUUUACAGCACUGAGAGUGUGUGUCAGAGUGUGCGUGUUUGUCAAUGUGUGGCAGCACUACUGUCUUCUCAUGGACAAAUGACCAUAGCACAUUUCGAUCUACUUUAUCCCAUUAGCUGUCACUCUGACCAGCGCUGUCGCUUUUCACUGUGAACUGAAGCGAGCCGAUUGAUCAAACACUCAGGCCCAAAGUGUUACUGCAAAGUUUAAAUGUCAAAGAAGCAAAAUCGUUUUUUUAAUUUUGUGACAAAAUGUGUGUUGGGUUGUAAGGUUAUUGCUGUAAGUGUACAAUGUAGAUGAUAUGUGGAGUAUUUCAAAUGUCCUCUAGGGUGUUUUUUUGGAAGGGUUAUCAAACUAUGUUAAACUUCUACAAUUUCUCACUUUCCAUAAAAACUGGGCUUCCUCUUAAAACUAUGUUUGAUUAGAUCUGUUCCAACUGUAAUCCCCUUUGUGGGAGCACUCGCCAGAGAUGGAAUUAAAAUGGAAACCCAACUCAAUCAAAGCUGACUGCAAUGCCACACUGAACCCAAACCAUGGUCAUUUGCGGAAAUUAAAGUAUGAAUGCAGAUGGUUUUUCCAGCUCUAUACUGCUGAUCAAUAUCAGGUUCUUUUUUCCUCAGCCAAAAUGACAUAUCAGCCAUACUGUUAACUGCUACUUGUUGUGUGUAGUCAUGCAUACAUUAUCCUCCUUUAUAGGUUAGUAGGAGAAGAGUUGGACAGCCCUUUAAUGUAAAGUGUGUAUAUAUAUUCCAUAGUAUUUAGAAAAUAAAUGAUCAAAAAGUAUAAGAAAAGUCAGUUACAUGGGUCUGGUACGCCAUCUUUUGUUAGAUUUUAGAUCCAGGUGGUAAUGUCCUGUAGUUUCUCAUUAUAUCCUGAAGCCAUUUGUUCUGCUGUUAAUGACACAGAGAGAUACAAAAGUUCCCAAUUAUUAUCCCCGUCCACUAGUAAGGACACUGCCCAAAUAUGAGAGACUCGAUGUACAGAAACCUCCUGCAUGCAGAUUCAUUUUCGUCCGUGCCAAUUAUAGUUUCAUUGUGUGAUAUAUAUUGCUCGACGUGUCACAUUUUUCAUCUGUUCCUUAAACUUAAUUUGUUGUUCAGGCAGAUUCUUCCCUCAAGUCCGACAGUGAUUAAUGUGAGUCUCAUCUAAAAGCCAAAACAAAUACUUUUUCAUAAAAAUUAAGUUUUUCAGGAAGACCUGCUUUAUUGGUGACAAUCAUACAAUAACUUAUAUAACCAACAUCCUGUGUGUCUCUGAAAGCCCUGUGUAGGUUUGCAUGUGUGUGAUCAGUAUGCAUGUGGGGACGUAUGAAUGGCUGCAUUCUGUAUAUUUUGUAUUAUUUAAAUGUAUAUUAUUACGUGUCAACUGCCUAUGAGUUCUUGCCUGCCAAUAUUUGUGGUAAAUGUUUACUGAAUAAGGUCUGCUGAGAUUGAAGGAACUCAUUAAACCCUGACAAAAGACA
Gymnodraco acuticeps is the source of this 3735-nucleotide messenger RNA. RefSeq names its product dynamin-1-like protein. Gene Ontology annotation, cellular component: membrane; cytoplasm; microtubule. Gene Ontology annotation, biological process: mitochondrial fission. The transcript is spliced from 18 exons. Gene Ontology annotation, molecular function: microtubule binding; GTPase activity; GTP binding. The record is from RefSeq and is a predicted model, not a curated record. Lineage: Eukaryota; Metazoa; Chordata; Actinopteri; Perciformes; Bathydraconidae. The coding region runs from base 190 to 2211 and encodes 673 amino acids.